GCGAAGUCACGGGUUUUAGGGCCGCGUGAUGCAUCUCUUCCCGCAAAGCGUGCGCUGCGAUGCCGGAGAGCUGCGCCGCUGCUAUCUGCGCCUAGCCUUGAAACACCACCCGGACAAGGUGGCACAGCGGGACUCGGACUUCAGCGUGUCGUUUCUUCGCGAGGUCACGGAGCUCUUUCAGCAGAUCCAAGCUGCGUACGAAGAGCUGUCUGCACGUAUAGAAGGUAAGUCACCAGGAGGCUUCGGCAGCAAGGCUCCGCGUGUUCGCUCGGCCUUUGCCGCCGCCUGUGAGCUGGGGGAUUUGGAGGCAGUGCAGCGUAUGCUGCUGCAGCGUGCAACUCUGGCCUCAGAGCCCGAUGAGCUGGGGGUGACGCCGCUGAUGUUCGCGGCGGCAGGUGGAUCGACUGCCGUGUGCGAAGCGCUGUUGGUCGCCAAGGCAUCUCUGCAGACCACGAACCCUUUGAAUUGGAGCGCCCUGACCUGGGCCGCUUUGCGUGGGCGCGCUGAGACCACCCGAUGGCUCUUAGAACGCGGAGCGCCCAUGGCGGACAAUGAUCUCAUUGUGGUGUCCUUCACGGGGAAUGACCAAACCUUCAAAGUGCUACUGGAUGCCUGCGAUGAGAAGCGGAUGCUGCAAGUCCGCGACAAGUCUCAGAAAGGUUUGCUCCAUUUCUCCCUCACAGGCCUGGCCUACCUGAAACGCUCGACGAGCUGCCACCUGAAGUCUGUAGAUUUGGCCAUCCAGGCGAAAUGUGAUCCGUGGGCAGAAGACAAACGCAGUCUCGAGUUCAAAGGAGAAGGUGUUGAGACCGUGCCAGUGCUGGCACAUUUGGUACAUUGUAUGGGUGAAAGCUGGGCCAACAAUGGCCUGGACGAGUCCCACGAACAUCUCUCCAUGAUUCGGAGGCUGUGUCUUCUGCGUGCCGAUGUCCAUGCGGAGGGUCCUCAUGGAAGUGCCUUGCAACUGGCUGUGGCGCAAAAAUUUCAUCGUGUGGAGCAGGCGCUUCUGCACCCUGAGAGGCCAGAAGCAACGGUCAUGCAACCAGUGAAGGCCACAGGGCUAGCAACGAUGCUGAAAGUGAUGUGCUGGUGUUGCGGGUAAUCUGUGGAACAUGGGCUUCGGGCGCCCGAACAUCGGCAGGCUCAAGGAUGACAUGUGGUUUCCCAUGGUUUCCCAGUUCCCGAGUUCGUUUCGGAACUCGCACAGAUCUAUAUUCUGGCUGGUGGUUUCCAAGA
Molecule: messenger RNA, 1236 nt
Organism: Cladocopium goreaui
Lineage: Eukaryota; Dinophyceae; Suessiales; Symbiodiniaceae
Source: the annotation of a GenBank genome assembly